CUGGUCUGUAGAUCUAUUUUUCUCGAGUUCAUUUUAACCAUCACCGCUGUAGUCGUUGGUUUCAUCUCUUCAGAAGGUUUCUAUUGACAGAAUAAUUCAAGUUUCACAGUUUCGAAAGGAAAAAAAAGGCCCAGAAGCCAUUGACGUUUCCUCGAUACAUCAAACGAGUUGGCCUCUUGUCAUGCCUGAGUCAGCCGACGUUGCGGUGACAACCAUGUUAGCCCUACUAAUAAUAGCGGACAUCAGUGGAAACUGUCUGGUUUGUUUGGUUAUAAAGAAAAAUAAAGAUAUGAGGACUCCCUUCAAUUACCUACUUGUGAACUUAGCUGUAUCAGACAUUAUGUUUGCCACCUUCAUAGCACCAAAUCAUGUCUUUGAGGACAGCUUCACUCAUCCAAAAGGAACUACGGGCUUGGUUGUGUGCCUGGUAAUAACAGCUGGAAACGUGGCUUGGAUCGGUGCAGCUUCAUCGUCCGUGACUCUUACUGCCAUCGCAGUUGAACGCUACUGUACUGUUACUAGUCCUGAUGGUAGUAAUGGAAAACUCACCAAAAAAAAGCUUAAGGCGAUUAUUUCUGGAUGUUGGAUCUUCUCAGUGGCUUUAAACAUGCCACUUUUUCUAGCAACAAGAUUUGAUUCAUCAAUCAGUGACUGCAAGUGGAUUUGGCCUGAAAAGUGGAUCGGUGCAGCAUACGACUCUGUAUGGCUUGUACUAUUGGCUAUAAUUCCUCUGACAGUGAUGACUGGUUUAUAUUCAAAGGUCGUUUACAUGUUGUGGUUCAAACGUAAUGAGGAAAAUGAAGUCGCUCAUCAACAGAAGGGAGUCCUGAAGGUCAGGAAGCGAGUAACGUUAAGUGUAAUCACUGUCAGUGCCAUAUUUGGAGCUUGUUGGAUCACAGGAUUGCUGAUUUACAUCCUUAGCUACCUUGACAUCCUCUUGUUUGGUUCAAUCUCAUACGUUCUUUCUGACACUUUGUUUAUGAUCAACUCUGCCAUCAACCCUUUUGUUUAUGCUCUGCUGAAUGAGCGUUUCAGGCAUAAGAUCAAAAUUUUAUGCCGUACUCGCCGAAUUUCUAGGGUACAUACCUCAAGCAAGCAUGGAAUAGGGCCUCAAAACAACACCUCUCCCGUAACUGACACUGUAAAUGUUCAAUGAAAUAAUGCCACAGGUCCGAUGGAUAACAACAGACGAUUGGUACGAGAAAAAGUUCCCCAGAUGCAUCUGCAAGGAGAGUUGGAGCAUGGUCGUCGAGACUAACUAAGAGUUUCAAGGCAAAAGUAGCUGCGGGCAAUAACGCCUGCGUAAAAUACUGCAAAUGUCACAUUGAGACACUGUGACAAUUAAGCUUGUGUUCGACACAAACUGACUGGCAGCGCCGCACCUAUGAAAAAAAUUUUAGCGUUAACGUAAACGGCCAUGCAUCAAACUACCCACAACCACUGUACAAUUAACUUUGAAUCGUUAGUUUUUGCACGUGAUCUAUGCGUUGAAUGAACGAUAGCAAACUUUUUCUUCGCCUGAACUAAUAGAGACUAAUGGAAGUCAGGGCUUGAAUUUAUUCACCCCAACAAGUUCAAAUAUUUUAAAUGAACGGACUGUGAACGGUUUACCUGAGAAGGCUAAGAAUUAGGAACUCUGAACUAAGAAUACUUUCCACGUACGAUUCAAUGCGACGUAUUCGCGGCUUAGAUUUCCCUAAUGAUAAAAUUAAUCAGUUGUGUAUGCUUUUGAUUCUACGUAUGACAAACUUUCGGAGUUUCUUCGCUUUUAAAAAGGAUAAUCGGAGCUCUCGGCAAUCGUUGAAAGUAUCACCGAAAAAUAUCGCGUAAUGAAUGCGAAAGCGAUCUUAAAAAAAUAAGAAUAGGGCUUGAAUAAAAGAAACGUGGGCGGAUCAAGAGAGUUCCUAAGCAGAGCCUGGUUGUUCAAAGAGCGGAUGACGCUGUUCAAUGAACAAAUCACUAUCCAGCAGUUAUAUAGGUGCCAACAACCCAUACGGCACUAUCCACCAGAUAGAAAUUAAUCUAAUUUAAUUAUUAAUCUGGAAAGAGUUUCCUUCCUUAAAACUACCAGGGCAAGAACAAUAGCCCAGCACGUGUGUCUAAAAAUAUUUUGCAGUUAUCAGCCGUCCUCAGGAAAACAACAAAGUGAAAUCACCAGAAUCAGAAUGGCGAGAGAAUGCAAAACCCGAGGAUAAUUAUUUACGUUUCUAUCUAGAACUCAGCGCUGUUCACAUAUGGUAUGCCAAAGUUGAGGUAAAGAGCCGUUUGAGACGGAAAGCAGCCCUAGCCAUUUCUGGAAUUCUGAAAAAAAAAUCCUUAUUCAUUUGUUAUCCGUUUUCCUCAGCUUUGUCGUCCUGUCUAUUGAAAAGGUCCCUGAAUGCCCUAAAUGAUAGGUGCUUCUGACAAUAGUAAGCUCACGAUCUGACAAUAGCUAAUGUGCUUCUCAGAAAACCAUACGCUAAAAAUUAUUUAAGCAAUGCCUUUUGUUCCAACCAACUACAACCACAACGACUGUUAGUUUGUGGCUUUGAAGUUCGUUUGUGUCCCUAAAUCUCGUUCUCAGUUCAUAAUUGACCGUUCAUAAUCUUAUAUUUAUUUCUUACAAGUGUUCCUCGUUUUCCGAGUCUCAGAAUAAUGCAAUGCCAUAUCGAGUGCAAUACCAGAACAAAGGCCAAAAUCACACGAUAGUCAUCCAAUCUUUUGUACUUCUACUUAGCUGGUUCACAGAAGCGAAGAAAACGCAAACGGAGUAAUAAAAGGUACAACUCAGCGAGA
This is a messenger RNA of Pocillopora damicornis (cauliflower coral), 2775 nucleotides long. RefSeq names its product pyroglutamylated RF-amide peptide receptor. Gene Ontology annotation, cellular component: membrane. Gene Ontology annotation, biological process: G protein-coupled receptor signaling pathway. Gene Ontology annotation, molecular function: G protein-coupled receptor activity. The record is from RefSeq and is a predicted model, not a curated record. NCBI's taxonomy places the organism in Eukaryota, Metazoa, Cnidaria, Anthozoa, Scleractinia, Pocilloporidae.